This is a messenger RNA of Adineta ricciae, 1050 nucleotides long. Lineage: Eukaryota; Metazoa; Rotifera; Eurotatoria; Adinetida; Adinetidae. The record is from the annotation of a GenBank genome assembly.
AUGCUUUUACUCAUAGGAUUUCUAGCUUUUGUUAUUACGUCUAUUUCGGCAACAACAUACUCGUGUGAUUCGACAGCGCCAUGUGGUUGUUCAACAACAAAAACAACUUCUGUUAUAGCUAAAAUUGUCGGUGGAGAAAAUGCAAUGAAUUACACAUGGAACUGGAUGGUUUCUCUACAAUAUCAGAAUAGUCACAUAUGUGGUGCUAGUCUCAUUACAUCUGAAUAUGCUGUAACUGCUGCUCAUUGUCUCGAAGAUUAUAUUAAAGAUUUAGACAAUCUAUCCAUUCGUGUUGGUUCAAACAUUAUAAAAGACACAACCACUGCAACUAUACAACGACGAAAAAUUAUUAAAGCCACUAUACAUCCAGAUUAUAAAGGGACGGACUCAAACGACUAUUCAAAUGAUAUUGGUAUUAUCCAAUUUGCACCAUUAAAUACUUCGACGAGUUCAAAAAUAAAUUUCAUAUGUCUACCAUCGGAAGGUCAAGAUCCAUUUCAAGUCAACACCAGUCUAGUAGCUAUUGGUUGGGGUGUUACCUACGAAAGCCAAACUGCCCCUAUAUCAAAUUAUCUUCUACAAGUCACCGUACAAGUGUAUUCGUCGUCGUCAGAUGUUUGUCAAGCGUCACCAAUGACUAACUCAACUGUACAAUUCUGUGCAGGAGUAGCCGAAGGUGGAAAAGAUACGUGUCAAGGGGACAGCGGUGGACCACUGAUGGCUUUUGUUAACAACCGAUGGAUACUAGCUGGUAUAACAUCAGCAGGCAACGGGUGUGCUCGAGUUGGACAAGUCGGAUUGUAUACACGAGUAUCUCAGCUCAUCUCGUUCAUCAAUUCAUUGGUUAACUUAACGGUACCAUCCACAAUAAGUGAACUGACAACAACAACAACAACAGCAACAACAUCAUUCAAUAUGAUAUUAACACACAAUAUUACCGGCUUGAAUGGAACCAUUGUAGAAAAAAACACAGCAUAUACAUUGGAAAAGUCCAUAUCGAUAUCAUUGAUUUCCUCGGUUUUCCUUUUCUUUAUCACAUGUAUAUUAUAA